Molecule: messenger RNA, 1301 nt
Organism: Durusdinium trenchii
Lineage: Eukaryota; Dinophyceae; Suessiales; Symbiodiniaceae
Source: the annotation of a GenBank genome assembly
UCAAGCCUUCUCGGUGCAAGCGUCCAACGCUGGCCCUAACUCGCAAACGACCCAAUACUAUCGAUAUUGUACUACAUGGAAUACACAAAUGGCCUUUGUGUAUGGGCUUUCUGACUUAGCCAUCAUUGAUCCUGGAGCUACCAUUCUGAGACGCUUCAUUUCCGACGAACUGGAUGUGUUUGACUCCAUAGAGCGAACACCCUUGCUGCAGGACACUUCUUUGCAUGCCCGUGACCGGGACCAGUAUGUCCAGAACCGGCGUCGAGCAGCUCGUGAUGUCCUGGCAAGCUCAUUAGUGCUGCUUCUGGUUUUUGUACUGCUCUUCACAUGCUACGUUGUCGUGUCAACUUACUUUUGGAUUGGUGGGAUGUACGUUUUGUUGGAGGACGUGACCAGAAAUCGGAUUUGCGAUCGUGAUUUGCACGUUUGGCUUGGGAUCGCAUUGUUUCAGCCCAUCCUGAAUGGCUGGUGCUUUCCCCGUGCCUUUGAUCCAGGGUGCAGCAAGAUCUUGGGUUGGAUCUUGUCGAUGGGCCACUUGGCAGUUGUAGGUAGCUAUCAGACCUCAAGAAGACCAACGCCAGGCCUAAUUCUGACUGGUGCCAGCUGCUUCACUCAAAGUUACGCGAGCUGCGCCACAGGGUCACCAAGUUUCUACAACUUUGUCCAGGCUUACCUUGUCUACAUGACGAUUACAUGGAUUUUGCUGCUGGUCCUUCCACUCCUACCGUGGGUGCUACUGUCCACAGGUGCAAACCUUCUGCCCCAGCGCCAAGAAGCUGUAGAUCAGGUGAUGUUGGACUCCAUCGAGAGCGUACCCUUUGAUAUAAAACUCUUCACUGAGGAUGCUAGCGCUUCAGAAGGUUUGAUGCCGGCAGAGUGCUGUGUUUGCUGCGAGCGCUUUGGUCGCGAGAAGGUCAUCAAGCGAACACCCUGCAAUCACGUUUUCCAUGAGGAUUGCUUGGCAAGAUGGCUGAAGGUCACAGACUCCUGUCCAGUUUGUCGAAAGUCCAUGCGGAAGGUUGAAGACCCAGAGUGGGGACCAUCAGAAGAGUGUGCCCCAACCAGUCCAACUUCCCCUGCAAGUGACGGAGAAUCGUUCGAGAAUACCUGAGUCAAAGAAGUGAAGAUUCAUUCGGCAUUUGAUUCAACUGCUGAUUGGACUCCAUUUAGUUAGUGAGUUGGUGUUCUCAAGAAAGCCAACACCAGUGUGCUGCCCAGAAUCUUGGGUGAAGGCGCAGACCGCCUGUUUUGCAUAGAAGAGCGAGACAUAUGAAAGGCCGCAUGAAAAUGAAAAGACUGUG